Messenger RNA from Pyrus x bretschneideri (Chinese white pear), 1945 nucleotides. RefSeq names its product probable beta-1,4-xylosyltransferase IRX10L. Gene Ontology annotation, biological process: glucuronoxylan biosynthetic process; plant-type secondary cell wall biogenesis. Bases 715 to 1740 code for a protein of 341 amino acids. Lineage: Eukaryota; Viridiplantae; Streptophyta; Magnoliopsida; Rosales; Rosaceae. Gene Ontology annotation, molecular function: 1,4-beta-D-xylan synthase activity; glucuronoxylan glucuronosyltransferase activity. The transcript is spliced from 4 exons. The record is from RefSeq and is a predicted model, not a curated record.
GAAUUAUUUAGUAAAUUCCUAAUCAGAAAAGAGCAGGUUGGGGAGGUUUGGUCCUCGGGUGUCGAGGACUGAGAUGGACUUGCCAUCGAACCUCCAUGGACGCUGAAUAAAAUACAAACCAAACAACCCAGAAGAGAUCUUCUCUUCCUUGUUUCUUCAACCCCAAAUUUUACCUUUUUUUCCCUCAUUUCUUGUGAACUUUCUCUCUGCUGCUGAAAGGCUGUAGCCAGAGACUUUAAAGUAAUAAAAAAAAAAGGCCAACAAGUUUGAAGGAAUCAUCCAACCAAUUCUGCUUUCGACGUCCCAACUAGCAGCAUUACCAGAUUACUAAAGAACCCAUCUGCUUCUUUGGCUCAUAUCCUUCAGAACCCUUCUACUUUUGCUGGGUUCCUGAUUUUGUAGCUGAAGAAAGAGAAGGCUCGGGGGAGAAAUAUGAGAAUUUGGAAGCUGGGUUUUGCUGGGUUUCUUGUUGCUGCCUUUGUGGUGGGGUUUGGUUCAGGGGAGCAGGCCCGCACUGAGAGAAUUUCAGAUACAAAUCUGCUGAGAAAUACAAGUUUAUGAGAACUUAAGUAUGGUUUGUUUGCACCGAAUGUAGGGAGUGCUGGUGAUGUCUUGGAUGAUGACCCAGUGGGAAGGUUGAAGGUUUUCGUGUAUGAGCUUCCAAGCAAAUACAACAAGAAGAUUCUGCAGAAGGAUCCCAGAUGCCUCAACCACAUGUUUGCAGCUGAGAUAUUUAUGCAUCGGUUUCUCCUGUCUAGCCCUGUCCGAACCCUUAAUCCUGAAGAAGCAGAUUGGUUUUAUACUCCUGUUUACACCACUUGUGACCUGACACCCAAUGGCCUUCCAUUGCCUUUCAAGUCACCACGGAUGAUGAGAAGUGCAAUACAACUUAUUUCUUCGAAUUGGCCUUAUUGGAACCGGACAGAAGGGGCUGAUCACUUUUUCGUAGUGCCUCAUGACUUUGGAGCAUGUUUUCAUUAUCAGGAAGAGAAGGCUAUUGAAAGAGGAAUUCUUCCCAUGCUCGAACGUGCAACUUUGGUUCAGACUUUUGGGCAAAAGAAUCAUGUUUGCUUGAAAGAGGGCUCAAUUACAGUUCCUCCUUAUGCUCCUCCACAGAAGAUGCAAACCCACCUAAUUCCUGAGAAAACUCCUCGGUCCAUCUUUGUUUACUUCCGAGGAUUAUUUUAUGAUGUGGGAAAUGACCCCGAAGGUGGUUAUUAUGCAAGAGGUGCACGAGCAGCAGUGUGGGAGAACUUCAAAGACAAUCCGCUUUUUGACAUCUCUACCGAGCACCCCACCACAUACUAUGAGGACAUGCAACGAGCAGUCUUUUGUUUGUGCCCUCUCGGCUGGGCUCCUUGGAGUCCAAGAUUGGUCGAAGCAGUGAUUUUUGGCUGCAUUCCUGUUAUCAUAGCAGACGACAUUGUUCUACCCUUUGCCGAUGCCAUCCCUUGGGAAGAGAUUGGCGUGUUUGUAGAUGAGAAAGACGUCCCCAACUUGGACACCAUACUCACUUCAAUCCCACCUGAACUGGUAUUGAGGAAGCAGAGAUUGCUCGCCAACCCUUCAAUGAAACAAGCAAUGUUAUUCCCACAACCUGCCGAAGCAGGGGAUGCUUUCCAUCAAGUUCUGAAUGGACUCGCGCGCAAGUUGCCACACGGCCCUGAUGUUUUCUUGAAGCCAGGUGAGAAGAUCCUGAACUGGACAGCAGGGCCCGUGGGCGACCUGAAGCCUUGGUAGCUGCUAUGACCUUUGACUCCUCUUCAGCCAAGCCUCCAAACUUUACAGUAGUAAUUUUGUUGUAGUUGAGAUACCGAUUUUCAUGACACUGUAAAAAUUCGGAUUCCGUGAAAAUGUAUCAAGAUUAUAUGUUUUUCUUUUUGUAGUUUGACUUGGAUUGUUACAAUUCCAUUGAAAGCCAUGAUGGUGAUUAUUCCAUCGUUAA